UGAAACUUGGGGUGCCACUUUAUAGGGCCCAGAAUCCUAGAGUCAGCAGGAAGACUUUUGUGGGAGUGCAAGGCUUUGCUAUACCCCAAAGCAUUCUUGGAAUCUUUGUUGGGCGUUAAUGAAUUUGGAGGCCUAUAGCUUCCCCAGUCUCUACCCUGGAAUCUCCAGUGACGUUCUUGGGAGUGGAAAGUGCCCCCUCAGACCCUAAGAGGAGGGAACUGAACCUGACUGAAAAUUGGGAGUCUUUGCAGAACUACCAGGGACACCAAACAGGCCCCCUUCCCUGAAGCUGGAACAGAACCUGGCAUCUGGGGAGUCCAACCUUCUGCCUGAGGGGCAGAGGAACACUUGGCGGAGAUCCUUUAGAAGUCUGGGGGGUUCCCCUUGCCCAUCACCCAAACUAUGUUUCGACGUCUUGGUGGCUGGCUGCCCCGUUCCUGGGGCCGCCGAAAAGAUCCCUUGCCUGAGCCUGGCCCCGUAAGGGAGGAUAGCUCUCUUGAGAACUCAGGAAGCAACUGGGACAGUGCUCCAGAGACCAUGGGAGAUCAAGGCCAGCCUAAGACUGGGUUCUCCAGGAGACAAAUGGGUAGGGGGACUCCUCCUGAAUGGAGCAGGGACUCUCCCAACUAUGGAGAUGCUGAGCGACUCGGGGACAGAAGGAACUCCCCCAAACUGAGCAUGGCUGUGCCCAGCUUUGAGGAGUCCAGGAAACUGGAGGCUAGGGGAGUGAUCCCCACAGUGGGAGGCAACCCCCCAAACUCAGAAGACUCUAUGGGACAAGGGGUACCUCUUAAAUGGGGAACAGACCCCUCCAACCCUGAGGCUCCUGUGGAGAAAAUAGGGCAUCACCAGAGGCUACUGGGCUGGCUUCAGGGGGAAACAAAUAGAGGGUUGGGGGCCCACCCACAGUUCUUGGGGGGCUCCGAGGAGUGGCUUCAGAUCUCCACCAACCUGACCCUGCACCUGUUGGAACUGUUGGCUUCAGCCCUGCUGGGUCUAUGUUCCAAGCCCCUGCGCCUGGUCCUAGAUGCCUUAGGUCUUCGGGGGCCUUUGGGGCUCUGGCUGCAUGGGCUUCUCUCCUUCCUUGUUACCCUCCAUGGACUUCACGUGGCCCUUACCCUGCUCACUGCACACCCCUUCCACUUUGCCUGCCUCUUUGGCCUUCUGCAGGCCCUGGUCCUGGCUGUCAGCCUCCGUGAGGGCACCCAGGUAUCAGGGGAAUACAAAUCAGAGGGGGGGAAAGGAAGAGAUAGGGAGGAAGAAGAUGAGACUAAAGGAAGGGAGGGCCUCUGACUGUGUUGUUGGGGCACUGCCUUAUGGAUGAGGAACACAUGGGCUUCAGGGAAGGGAGAGCGAUCCCCAGGGUAGGGAAGGUGGCCCAUAGAGACCCCCUUCCCCCUGCAACAGGGCUGGGGCACUUAAAGUAGGGAGAAUUACCCUCUAAUUCACCAGCUAUUGUCACUUUUUUUUUCUUUAGUGUUAUUCCUCUAUCCCCCAAUUAAAACAUUCAAAAGGAACUUCCCCCCCCCCCCCCAUCCCUUGUAAUUUUCCAAGGGGAUAAGGAUGCUAGUAACAGGACACUCCUCGUCCAGGGAGAGGGAGGGGAAGCAGGGGGAAUCUAUCGGAUACUAGGAUCUGAGCCAUAAAUGGAUAAAGGGGAGGGGUGUCAGCUAUAAAGCUGAUGGUUCAGAGAGGUGAGAGCUGAGAUGUGCUUGGAACUGGAGAUCCAGUUAGUAUUCAAAGGAGAAUCACACUGCUCUGGGAAACCCAGCAGAAAUCCUUGAGAUGUCAUAGCAAAGGCCUAGGGAAACACCUAUGCCCACCUGGAGUGUUUGGAGGCUUGAUCACUGAGCAGUCACUUUUGCACUGAUCUCCUAAAUAUACCACUACAAAAGGGAA
This is a messenger RNA of Dromiciops gliroides (monito del monte), 1899 nucleotides long. RefSeq names its product chromosome 4 C6orf47 homolog (gene C4H6orf47). The coding region runs from base 403 to 1293 and encodes 296 amino acids. Lineage: Eukaryota; Metazoa; Chordata; Mammalia; Microbiotheria; Microbiotheriidae. The transcript has a single exon. The record is from RefSeq and is a predicted model, not a curated record.